UCAUCCGAGUUUAGGCGGCCACGGGUCACAGCCAGUCUAGACAGCCGCCGGCUCCAGCCCAUCAGCACUAUGGCAGAGCGUGCGGCGCUGGAGGAGCUGGUGCGACUUCAGGGAGAGCGCGUGCGGGACCUCAAGCAGCAGAAGGCCAGCGCCGAGCAGAUUGAAGAGGAGGUAGCAAAACUACUGAAGCUGAAGGCACAGCUGGGCCCUGAUGAAGGGAAACAGAAAUUUGUGCUCAAAACUCCCAAGGGCACACGAGACUACAGUCCCCGGCAGAUGGCAGUUCGGGAGAAGGUGUUUGAUGUCAUCAUAAGGUGCUUUAAGCGCCAUGGUGCAGAAGUAAUUGAUACACCUGUAUUUGAACUAAAGGAAACAUUGACUGGAAAGUAUGGAGAAGACUCUAAGCUCAUCUAUGACUUGAAAGAUCAGGGUGGAGAGCUGCUGUCCCUUCGCUAUGACCUUACUGUUCCUUUUGCUCGAUAUUUGGCAAUGAAUAAACUGACCAACAUUAAACGCUACCACAUAGCAAAAGUAUAUCGUCGGGAUAACCCCGCCAUGACCCGUGGCCGAUACCGUGAAUUCUACCAAUGUGAUUUUGACAUUGCUGGGCAAUUUGAUCCCAUGAUCCCUGAUGCAGAGUGCCUGAAGAUCAUGUGUGAGAUCCUGGGUUCACUUCAGAUUGGCGACUUCCUGGUCAAGGUGAACGAUCGGCGCAUCCUAGAUGGAAUGUUUGCCAUCUGCGGUGUUCCUGACAGCAAGUUCCGUACCAUCUGCUCCUCAGUGGAUAAGUUGGACAAGGUGUCCUGGGAUGAAGUAAAGAAUGAGAUGGUGGGAGAGAAGGGCCUUGCACCUGAGGUGGCUGAUCGAAUUGGGGAGUAUGUCCAACAGCACGGUGGGGUAUCCCUGGUAGAACAGCUGCUCCAGGAUCCUAAACUGUCACAGAACAAGCAGGCCUUAGAGGGCCUUGGGGACCUGAAGCUGUUGUUUGAGUACCUGACCCUGUUUGGCAUAGCUGACAAGAUCUCCUUUGACCUCAGCCUUGCUCGAGGACUGGACUACUAUACUGGAGUGAUCUAUGAGGCAGUGCUCCUACAGACCCCAGUCCAGGCAGGGGAAGAACCCCUGGGUGUCGGCAGUGUGGCUGCUGGAGGGCGCUAUGAUGGACUGGUGGGCAUGUUUGACCCUAAAGGGCGCAAGGUGCCAUGUGUGGGACUCAGCAUUGGAGUGGAGCGGAUCUUCUCUAUCGUGGAACAGAGACUGGAGGCGUUAGAGGAGAAAGUACGGACCACAGAGACACAGGUGUUUGUGGCAUCUGCACAGAAGAAGCUGCUGGAGGAGAGACUGAAGCUUGUUGCAGAGCUAUGGGAUGCAGGAAUCAAGGCAGAGCUACUCUAUAAGAAGAACCCAAAGUUACUUAACCAGUUGCAGUACUGUGAAGAGGCAGGCAUCCCGCUGGUGGCUAUCAUCGGUGAGCAGGAGCUCAAGGAUGGGGUCAUCAAGCUCCGUUCAGUGUCUAGCAGGGAAGAGGUGGACAUCCGAAGAGAAGACCUUGUGGAGGAGAUCAAAAGGAGAACAAGGCAGCCCCUUUGCAUCUCCUAAAUUGAGCAAAGCGAUGCUCAGAAGAAACAGGGACUUUGAAGCAAAGACCAAACUCUGCGUACAUACUCCAACAGCUUUGCACAUUUCUGUUCCAUCAGGAAGACCUGAAACUUGGGCAGAACAGAGACUUUUUAUUUUUAUUAUAAUUUUAUUGGUACUUACUGGCAAGAAUGGCAUUUUCCAUUGAAGGCCCUAGGCAGCUUAGUCCUGCCUGUUCUCCCCAGUACAGGGACUGGACCUAAGAAAGUCUCACCUGUAAGACCCCACAAAAGGAGAAGGAAUGUACCUCACAAAAAAAAAAAAACACCCCAAAAAAAAUAAUAAAAUGCCUCAACCACUGGA
Erinaceus europaeus (western European hedgehog) is the source of this 1941-nucleotide messenger RNA. It is a transcript of the gene HARS1, whose product is annotated as histidyl-tRNA synthetase 1. Gene Ontology annotation, molecular function: histidine-tRNA ligase activity; identical protein binding; ATP binding. Gene Ontology annotation, biological process: mitochondrial translation; histidyl-tRNA aminoacylation. NCBI's taxonomy places the organism in Eukaryota, Metazoa, Chordata, Mammalia, Eulipotyphla, Erinaceidae. The transcript has 13 exons. Gene Ontology annotation, cellular component: cytoplasm; mitochondrion. The record is from RefSeq and is a predicted model, not a curated record. The coding region runs from base 70 to 1599 and encodes 509 amino acids.